Mya arenaria is the source of this 1878-nucleotide messenger RNA. RefSeq lists its product as uncharacterized. The transcript has a single exon. The coding region runs from base 1 to 1878 and encodes 625 amino acids. Lineage: Eukaryota; Metazoa; Mollusca; Bivalvia; Myida; Myidae. Gene Ontology annotation, biological process: positive regulation of DNA-templated transcription. Gene Ontology annotation, molecular function: zinc ion binding; ubiquitin-protein transferase activity. The record is from RefSeq and is a predicted model, not a curated record. Gene Ontology annotation, cellular component: chromatin; nucleoplasm.
AUGGCAAUGAACCGUAAAGAAAAUAUUCAAGGCCAGGAAACGUCAACGGAAAAGAACAAAAAUGAAUGUAAUGGGAAGAAAAUACCAAUCUUGUGUGAAGCAUGCAAGUAUGAUGAUUCGUUUGAAGAGGCAACGGGAUUUUGUGUGACAUGUUCCGAGUAUUUGUGUCAGACCUGUUGUCGCGAUCACAAAAGAAACAAAGUAACAAGAGAACACUCGUUGUUAAAGAAUGAUGAUAUUCCUGCGGACAUAACGCCGUUUAAGACCAUUAAGCAACUAUCGACCUGCGAUAUUCAUCCUGACAAUGACAUCGCAUACGAGUGCGGAGACCAUGAAGCUUUGGUUUGCGUUUUCUGUCUUAAUGAGAGUCAUCGGAAAUGCGAAAAUAUCCAUGAUCUAGGAGUUGUUGAUUCUGCUGAUUCAGGUAUUAACAUGAUGGCAGAACUUCAAGACAGAAUACAUGCGUUAAAAGCACAGCGGAACGAGAUCGAGAUUGAACAAGAAAAAAAUAAAAUUAAUUUGCAAUGCCUGGUAGCCAAAUGGAAGGAUAAUAUAACCGGCUUAGGAAAUGAUUUUGAUACACAAUUAAGCGAAAUGUCACUCUCCGAGACAACGCAAUUGAAUGAAUAUAUUGAUGGCUGUCAGGAAAUCGAGACGGAUAUAACUAGAAACAAAGCGUUGAUCGAAACACUUAUGAAACACGGAACAAAGCGACAAAAGGCUGUUGUUCUGCGACGAAUAAACCAUGCACGCGUUGAUCUUAAAGAUAAACUACAAAAACUCGAAUGUCAGCGUCAACAAAGCAUCGCGCUCAUUAACGUGAAACAGUUUGCUGUUCUAACAAUGAUUGCAGAGUUAUCGUUAGAAGAGAAGAGCAAAUAUAAUACUGACACAUUGGAACAGACCAGCGAUGAAGUGCAUGACGAUUUGGAUUCGGAAAAUAUACCAAGGGAGAAAAUUGAUGAAUGCACACAAACGAGUUUUGCUGUCUCGAACUCUGACGCAAAACUAAGGUCCUCUAAGCCGUUCUCAGAAAGAGAAAGCGGACAAAAAAUAACUUUGUUUAAAGUUAAAACAGAAACAGACACAAACACUUGUGGUAUUUUUGCCAUUAAAUUAACAGAAUAUGGAGUUCUUGUUGCUGAUCAUCGUAACAGAAAACUUAAGCUCUUCAGUCGAACAUUUGACUUAAUUUGUGAACACUCGCUUCCCGGUCAGCCGGUAGACAUGUGUUUUGAUGGAUCCAGUGCCUAUGUCUGCUAUUCAGACCUAAAGAAAGUGACGAAACACAAAAUAACCGAAAAUACGAUUUUGAAUGAAAUGGAAACUCCAACUCGGCUCCAACCGAUAAGUCUAACUGUUUUUAACUCCCGACUGAUGAUUUUGUUUGUAACUCAAGAGAACGUUGACAGUUCGGCAGCUGACGAUGUUCAAAUUGAAAUCCGAAAAGGAAGUUCAAUAAAUGCCACCAUCUCGUAUGAUUCCGACGAUGAUAGUUUUAACUAUGUAAAAGAUGCAAAGCAAGUUUUUGCAUUAGGUAAGUCGUCCAUUGUUUUCUCAGAAAACUGGCGGGUGUCCUGCUAUACCGUCGGUAAGCAGACUAGAGAACUAAUUCAUCGACAAUGGUUUUACCAUUCACAUGCCAAUCAAAUUCUAAAAAAAGCGAAAGGGGUUGCGAAAGACAGUGAAGGGAAUAUCUAUAUUUGCGGUGAAGAUUCUAACAACAUUCACCAGGUGUCGUCUAAAAACUACAAGCGUAACCGUGUGAUUAUCCCUCGCUGUGAUCGUCCUGUUUGCAUCGCCGUAGACGAACAGAAAGAUAGACUAAUAAUCGGAUGUCGGAUUGGUGACUAUUUGCAAGCGUACUCAUUUAAAUAG